Messenger RNA from Baudoinia panamericana UAMH 10762, 1296 nucleotides. RefSeq lists its product as uncharacterized. Gene Ontology annotation, cellular component: cytoplasmic exosome (RNase complex); nuclear exosome (RNase complex). The transcript has 2 exons. Gene Ontology annotation, biological process: U4 snRNA 3'-end processing; U5 snRNA 3'-end processing; nuclear mRNA surveillance. The coding region runs from base 101 to 1276 and encodes 391 amino acids. The record is from RefSeq and is a predicted model, not a curated record. Lineage: Eukaryota; Fungi; Ascomycota; Dothideomycetes; Mycosphaerellales; Teratosphaeriaceae.
CAAUACCGCAUUCUCUUAGCUACUCGAGGAUCCUUGAACUCCUAACACCCACUGAGUUGCAGCACACACAAUAAGAGCCUCCGCCCCACGGCAUUGGUAGAUGGCACCCUACACCGGCAUCCCCCUCUCCCCCGCCGAGCUCUCCUACCUCCACACCUCUCUGUCACAAGACCCGCCCAUCCGCCCAGACGCUCGCUCACCAACUCGAUUCCGCCCGUUGAUCGCUGAGACGGAAAUCCUCCCCUCCGCCAACGGCAGCGCCAGGAUCUGUUUCGCCGACGGCACGGAAGCGAUCGUCGGCGUGAAGGCGGAAGUGGAGAAGUCACGCACAGCACAUUUUGGAGUCGGCGGGGAGACAAAGGCGGAAGGUGUGCUUGGCUGGGGAAGGGGUGGUGGGCGUGAUGUCGACGACGAUGAGAUGGCUGAGGGGGAUGACGGGGAAGGCGGUGGUCUGAGUGGGAAGAAAACAGGGCGAGGCAAGGACGACUGGCUGGAGGUCGCCAUCGAGAUCCCGGGCAUGCGUGACGACGACGCUCUACCCAUUUUCCUCGCGGCCAUGCUCACGGAAGCAUUACUCGCAGACGGCGGGCUAAAAGACAGAUUGUGGAUCAACACCCGCUUCCACUGGCGCUUAUACAUCGACAUCCUCCUCCUUUCCCAACCCCACUCCUACCCCCUCCCCCUACUCUCCCUCACAACCCACCUCGCCCUCCUCAACACCCGCCUUCCAUCCCUCAUCUCCGAAAAAGACGAAGAUCCCCUCUUCAACGACGACUGGGAAGCCUCCACCCACCUCUACCCACACACCCCAACCACCCAAUCCAGCAAACCACCAAUCACACUCCUCGUGAUGUCUGUAGGAGCCAAUAUCCUCUUCGAUCCGAGUGCAGACGAAUUAGCGGUCGCGGACGGGGUGGUCGCCAUCUCUGUCGCUUCUUCCUCUUCGACCGCCACCACCACGAGUAAGAAGGAGGAUGGCACGCUCACACUCCUCGCGUUAAGAACGAUCGACCCUCCUUCUCGUCUUACAGCGGCAGGUGUGCCGAAUGUGCUUAACACUACUACUACUACUACUACAGGGUCUACGGGUGCGCAGCAGAAUCUGAGCGCGGCAGAGGUGUUGGCGAUGAAGGAGAGGGAUCAGGGGGUGAGUGUUUGGAGGCCGCCGAGGGGUGGGGUGAAGCGGGGGGUGAUUGCCCGGAUGGUGAGGAUGGUGGUUGAGAAGGACGGGGUUGGGGCGGAGGUUUUGGGGGGUUUGGGUGGGGUGAAGACGUAAGCUGCCUGUGAUCCGGGGGG